AUGACAGUUAGUUGCAAUGCAAGUACCCCCACGUUUAAACGUGAUAUGAAGAAAAAUGGUAUCAUUAAUAAAUUAUCUGGCGCCCAAGAUUUAAUCAAAAGAUUGAAAGAGAUGAAGAGCUUCUGUUUAGUUGUAAUUGAUUUCUCAGGUUUAACUACUAAUAUGGACAGUUUAAUUGAUGUAAUGAGGAAACUACAAUAUAUUGCUUUUUAA
This is a messenger RNA of Cokeromyces recurvatus, 213 nucleotides long. RefSeq lists its product as uncharacterized. The transcript is spliced from 2 exons. NCBI's taxonomy places the organism in Eukaryota, Fungi, Mucoromycota, Mucoromycetes, Mucorales, Mucoraceae. The record is from RefSeq and is a predicted model, not a curated record. Bases 1 to 213 code for a protein of 70 amino acids.